UGUCUUUCCUCCGAGUUCAGUCGAUGCGUGUUCGUGGAUGAGUGUAGCAGCAGAAAAUAGAUAAAGUGAAAAAAUGGUGAACUAUAACUUCAACAAAACUCUUUCUACGGAAAGACUGGUGCACCAAACGGACGAAAAUUACAAAGUUUCGUUCUUCAAAAUGUUUAAGAGUCUUAUUGUGACUCUCCUUCUCGGAGGAAACAUAAUCUACGUGCAAUACCUCCUGUUCUACCAUGAUGAAAUCAACUGGAGUUAUCCCGAGCCGGCAUAUCUCACAACUCUCGUAAUUUACUUCCUCAGCGCUGCCAUAAAUAUGUGCUUCAGCAUUCGCAUCCACAAAAUGAGCGAAAACUCAAACGAUUCGUGCAAUUUCGUGACAAAACUCAUAGUGACCGGUGUACUUAUCGCAGUUCAUAUUUAUUUUUCCGUGUUCAUGCACGCGAAUCUCCAAAAAAGUGAGACAAACUCAAGCGGGUUCGACAAAGUGGUUACAAUUUUCGUGGCUGUGAUCUUCCUAUUUCUCCAGAUUACAUCAUUUCUGAACCACGUUUCAGUGGCUCAGUAUGCUGUCCAGUGCAGAUUCGCUUCUAGCGAUUCAAAGCGAAUCAAAUUUUUUAAACAAAUGGUGGAGGCGGAAGCCGAUGCUGAUCUGAUCAGCACCCUCGACUGCUAUCUGCGUGCUGCUCCUCAACUCAUUGUCCAAUUUGCUGCAAUCGUCCACAACAAAUGGAGUUUCGACCAAAUCCCCGUUCUUCAAAUAUUUUUUAUUUUCAUCGCUUUCGCAAUAACACCCUGGUCCAUCACCUCGUUUAAUGGCUCCCUCCGAAAGCAACAGCGUUGUGAAAUCAGGUGGAAAGCCAAAAUAAUUUACUACCUGUGGCAUUUUUUCGUCAUGGGUUCCCGCAUUGCUGGUGUUGGGGCUGUUGCGGCUUUUUGGCCAUCACAGACGAAAAUCCUGACUGUGAUUCAUUGGACUCUCAUGACAACUUGGCUCCUAACCACCGUUAAACCAACUCACUUUUCCAACUUUAAUAAUUUCUGGCAUUUUCUGUUCUGUUCAGUUUUCGGAGCCGUGUAUUUUUUUAAUCCUGUGAAUCUCGGAAAUCAACCAACACGAGCGAAAUAUCUUUGCUUUUAUCUCAUAAUGUUUGUGGAAAAUGUUGUAGCUAAUGUUGGUUGGUUUGUUGCAGACAACGAAGUUACUCCCGUUUGGAAAAUAGCGUUCGUUGCUUUUAAUCAAUUCCUUUUUGUGUUCGGGAUUGGUUUUAUGGUAACUUAUUACGUUAAAUUCCACCCAAGCAAUACUCAAAAGGGUGCGCCUCAAAAUGUUGAACCUCUUCAAGAGACUGCUGUUUAAUGUGAUUUGAUAGGUAACAAAUCUGUGUUCAGUAUUGAUUGCCGUUUUUUACAGAAAUGAUGUAAAUUAGAUGAAUUUUUUAACAGUGCCAUUACUAACACAAAUGAUGUGAUAAUAGUCUACAUAUCAUAAUUAGAUGUUGUUGCCUACUGUUAUUUAUAAUAAUUUAUUAUAUUUCAAAUUGAAUUAUUGCAUAAAUUAGGUAUAUUGAAUAUAAGAUACCUAAGUUUUUGUAUUUUUAUAUUUUGACAAUUUCGGCUUUAAAUAUUUCUAAGUAAAUAAAUUGUUUCUUUUUUGCAA
Tribolium castaneum (red flour beetle) is the source of this 1657-nucleotide messenger RNA. RefSeq names its product XK-related protein 4. The transcript has 3 exons. The record is from RefSeq and is a predicted model, not a curated record. Gene Ontology annotation, cellular component: membrane. Bases 74 to 1357 code for a protein of 427 amino acids. Lineage: Eukaryota; Metazoa; Arthropoda; Insecta; Coleoptera; Tenebrionidae.